GCAGACACACGGAGCUGGCUGCUCGUUCGUCGAUAAAGGGGAGCAAGCGAGUUUCGACUGUCGACGGCGAGUCUGCCUCGCUCCUCAGAAACAACCGUCGAAUAAUGAGUUAAAAAACACACACACAGACAGACAAACGUUCUGCAGGGGCAUCGCACUGUGUCCUGCGGAUCGGACCGAAGUGGAUGUGUUAUAAAGGCUCCUUUUAAAAGAGGGAUUUCGAAUGUGAGACUUAGAGGUGGUGACGUCACGCAAGGAGACGACGAUAGAGAGAGAGAGAGAGAGAGGGAGAGUCGCUGUGCAUUGACCAACACAAAACACCGGCUAGAUUCCAUAAAAUCCAGAAUUCCCCUCUUUGACAAUCAACAUCCACCACCAAAACCACCAAAAUGAUAUUCCAGAUCCGACCGGUUGCCAUGGCGAUGGGAAGCUGUAGGGGGAAGGCUUCCACAUUGCUCUGUGGUCACAGCAAGGUAGCUUUAUACACUCCCCUGACGUCUAGGCUGUCAGCCUCCCCUGUCUGUGCAACUAUAGUGGUCACUCGCGAUUACCAUUCCUACAAGCUCUCCAAGCAUACGGAAUUUUUCACAGCUAGUGACGUACCUAUUCCUAAGGACACGAUAGAGGUUGCCAAAAUACUGAGUACGAAAGACCGUCCACUCACUCUCCUGUUCUGCUGGCUCAUGGCAAAAGACAGACACAUCAGGAAGUACGCGGAUUUUUACAACAGGCAGGGCAUUGACGUCUUGGGAGUCAAGGUGUCUCCUUUCGAAGUGUUGCGACCCACAAAAGGUGUUCAGCUAGUAGCAGAUGAAGUCCUGGACUUUCUUCAUGCAAACCCAUCACACACACCUAUGUUGAUUCAUGGUUUAAGUGUAGGGGCCUACAUGUUUGGGGAAGUAAUGGUUAAGAUGAAAAAUGACAUGGAAAAGCACGGACCUUUACUUAAUAGAUUUGUAGGACAAAUAUGGGACAGCGGCGUCGAUUUGCAAGGUAUCCCGGAGGGCCUCCCAACAUCUCUGACCAGUCACGAAGGUCUGCGAGCUAGCAUGAGGAAAUAUUUAGAAUGGUACAUGAGACUGAAGUAUAAAACCGCAACUGUUCACUACGAAAGCGCGAGUGUGCUGGUCCACGAAAACUUUCUCAACACGCCUGCUCUAGUAAUGUUCUCAAAUCGGGAUCCCAUCUCCACUCCCGCAAUGAAUGCCGUCAUCUACAACAAAUGGGAGGCGAAGGGCCUACCUGUUUAUACGAAAUGCUUUAACGGCUCUCCACACGUCAGCCACUACAUGAUGCACCGCAAGGAAUACGAGGAAACUAUAUUGGCAUUCAUGGAAAAAGUCGGCAUGGUCGAACCCGCUGUUCAAGAAGCAAGUUCAGUCUGAACUUGCUGUUUAACAAUGUACGUUAUUUGCUUGUAGCAAGAUUCAUAUAUAUAAUAUAUAUACAUAUAUAUAUAUAAGAUACUGUAGUGUGGAGAGGCCAGAAGAUAUUGUGUAGGGAAAACACAGCAUUACUGUAGUGUCUGACCUUGCACAGAGUUUCUUGCAUAGCUCGUUAAAAGGGUGCGAAUGACAACACUAACUGUAACAAGUUUGUAAUAUUGACAAAGAAGUUUUUUUAACACUACUUUGUAUAAGUACAGAUUAUAAUAUAUACACAGAGCUGUACUCUUUCUUCAAGAUGUGAAAACAAGAAAGCAAAAUCUGUACCUGAUUGGAGGCAUUGCAAUGCCUCAAUGUUAGUUAUUGUCAAGGUUUUGCUUGUAGGAAUAUAAAGAGAAGUGGUUA
Messenger RNA from Macrobrachium nipponense, 1790 nucleotides. RefSeq lists its product as uncharacterized. Lineage: Eukaryota; Metazoa; Arthropoda; Malacostraca; Decapoda; Palaemonidae. The record is from RefSeq and is a predicted model, not a curated record. The coding region runs from base 390 to 1385 and encodes 331 amino acids. Gene Ontology annotation, molecular function: serine hydrolase activity. The transcript has 8 exons.